AUGACUACCCGAUACAGAGUAGAAUAUGCCCUCAAGACCCAUCGCCGGGAUCAACUAGGGUUACUGGCUGUCCCCUUUGUGCUUCACUCCCAGCCCACCGCCAUUUCCGAGGAACAUGGCGAAGGCCUGAAAGCGGUCGCUGCAGAUACCCACCUCCGAUAUGCUGAGAUUAUGAAAGAUGUAGAGAAUCUGAUGCUUGAUCAUAUCCAUCACCAUGAACGCAAUGCCCCCGGGAAAUCCAAGCUGAACCUCCUCGUUCCCACCGUGGGACUCUUUUUCACUCAUCUGUACCUGGAGGAUGCAUUCAAAUACCAAGAUCGCCUGCGAUUUAUCAGUCGACGACGAUUUGUCGCCCCCUCAUUCAAUGACAUCCGAUUGAUCUUGAACUCCGCCCAAAUUCUGGGCCUGGUCCGCUCCAGCAAUGUGAAGUUGGUCACAUUCGAUGGAGAUGUGACCUUGUACGAUGAUGGUGCCUGUUUGAUGCCCGACAACCCCGUCAUCCCCCGGAUCUUGCGCCUGCUGCAGCAGGAUCGAAAGAUCGGCAUCGUGACGGCGGCCGGGUACACCGAUGCGCCCAAGUAUUACGAGCGGCUGCAGGGCCUUUUGGAUGCAAUCCACGUCUCCCCGGAUCUCACGGCCGAACAGAAACAGGGACUCAUUGUCAUGGGCGGCGAGAGUAAUUUCUUGUUCCGCUUCGACCCAACCUCCGAUGCCCGUCUGGCCUACGUGCCACGGGAGGAGUGGCUGUUGGAUGAGAUGCAGGCCUGGAGUGAGGGGGACAUCACCGAGCUGUUGGAUCUGGCUGAGUCGGCCUUGCGCGCGUGUGCUGCAAACCUCAAUCUGCCUGCCGCCGUGCUGCGCAAGGACCGGGCCGUGGGGGUCUACCCAGUGAACGGCGUGCGGAUCAAUCGGGAACAACUGGAAGAGACGGUUCUGGUGGUUCAAAACACCGUCCAGCGAUCGGCGGUCGGUUCUCGAUUGCCAUUCUGUGCUUUCAACGGUGGCAAUGAUGUGUUUGUCGAUAUCGGAGACAAGUCCUGGGGUGUGCGCGCCUGUCAGCGCUACUUUGGGGGCAUUGAUCCGUCCAAAACACUGCAUGUGGGAGAUCAAUUCUUGUCCGCUGGAGCCAAUGACUUCAAGGCCCGGCUUGCAUCAACAACUGCCUGGAUAGCAAGUCCUGCAGAGACUGUAGAUCUCCUCGAUGAGUUGGAGGAGACUGUGCGCGCCUAA
This is a messenger RNA of Penicillium salamii, 1230 nucleotides long. The record is from the annotation of a GenBank genome assembly. NCBI's taxonomy places the organism in Eukaryota, Fungi, Ascomycota, Eurotiomycetes, Eurotiales, Aspergillaceae.